AUGGCUGAAACGUUUAAUUUUGAUGGUGACGGGGAGGGCAGUGAUGUAAAUAUGCAAUACGAGUUAAACGUAGACCACACACAAUUUUUGAGCAUAGCAGGUGAGAAUAAUAUGAACUUAGCCAGUGAUAAUAAUAACAUUAACACAAAUAGUAACAAUAUACAGCGCGAUGAACAAUCAAGAUUGCCCAAGAGAAUUCGUGAUGAUGAUGACGAGAAUGGACAAUGGCAUGAGGUGGAAAGGAGACGCAAAAAAUUAAAUACGAGAACCUUGAACUUAGACCCUCCGUCGCAACGCGCAGCUACACCUAACCAAGUGGCAAUGGCAACUUCAUGCAAAAAUGCAUUCCCGAAACAAUUUGCUUUGGCCAAGUUAUUGAAGCAACAUGGAAUCACGGGUAUAUUAAAAGUCAAAUACGUCAAUCCAUACAAACUUUUGAUAAAUUUUGAGAAUGAUGAAAGCGCCAUGAAUUUCAUCAAUAACACGGAAUUGGCAAAAUUGGAAUGGAAAAGACAAAAUACAGCAGAAGUUGGAUUAUCUUUUGGUAUUAUAAGUGACAUUGAGACAGACCUUUCUGAAGAAGAUCUACUAAAGGAUAUUGAAAGCGAAGUAGACAUAGCCUCUAUCAAGCGUCUUAACCGAAUAAGCCCUGAUGGUUGGACAGCGAGCGAGAGCGUCAGGAUUGGGUUUAAGGGGUCGAGGCUCCCGUCUCACGUGUUUCUGUGCGGUUUAAGAAUUAAAGUGAGACCAUACAUUUUUCCGGUCACACAAUGCUCGCGCUGCUGGAGAUUCGGCCAUACAGCAAAAAUGUGCCCCGCCAACAAACCAAUUUGUCCAAAAUGUGGUGAGAGACAUGCGAAUUGUGAGACACAACAGUUCACGUGUGCCAACUGUAGAGGUGAGCACUUAGCAAUGUCCAAGAAAUGUCCUACAUAUCUCAAAGAGAAAAGAAUUAGAGAACUUAUGAGAGAAUUCAACUGUACAUACCAAAAAGCGCUUGAUAUAUUUGUACCACCUUCUCCAACAGUACCGGAGACGAACGUUGCGACAAUUCAACAGACAGUGAAUGUUCAUGAUACUCCGGAUGACGUCACGGAAUCCCAGCCAACAUACAGGGAUAUUUCUCGUAAAGUUCCGGAAACGAACAAACAAAGCAAGGUACCUUCUGGGACACAGAGACAAUCGAAAAUGAAUGUUAAUCGACCACAAACGAACGCUCGUCCGGAAUCAAGUACAAGCGCCACGCGUAAGCAAACAGCCCCAGAUAACGUAGGAGCAGAUAUGUCACAGGAACGUCGAGAGAACUCGUACCAAGAGAAUGUAAGUGAACGAAGCGAGGAAGAAAUUCAGUGCCUGUCAGAAUUGCUCGAGCGUUUAAAAGACCUUUUAUUUGUCAGAAGUCUUAGCUUGCAGGAGAAGAUAUACACUGGUUACAAAAUGGUAAAAACUUGGUUAUUAUCGUGUAUAGUUAAAAUAUUGUCUGAAUUACCUUUGCUGAAAAAUGUUUUCGGGUCCGGCAAUGGGUAA
This is a messenger RNA of Cydia splendana, 1527 nucleotides long. RefSeq lists its product as uncharacterized. The transcript has a single exon. Lineage: Eukaryota; Metazoa; Arthropoda; Insecta; Lepidoptera; Tortricidae. Bases 1 to 1527 code for a protein of 508 amino acids. The record is from RefSeq and is a predicted model, not a curated record.